AUGGAAAAAAAUACUACUGGCGGUGUUAUGGCUCGUGUUGUGAAGAUUCUUGGCCGUACUGGAAGUCAGGGACAAUGUACACAAGUUCGAGUUGAAAUUAUUGAUACCUCGACAUCAAAACGAUCAAUUAUUCGUAACGUCAAGGGUCCAGUACGUGUUGAUGAUGUGCUCGUGCUUCUUGAGUCUGAACGUGAAGCUCGUCGACUUCGGUAA
This is a messenger RNA of Adineta ricciae, 213 nucleotides long. The record is from the annotation of a GenBank genome assembly. NCBI's taxonomy places the organism in Eukaryota, Metazoa, Rotifera, Eurotatoria, Adinetida, Adinetidae.